AUGCUCCUUGCCUUGCUGCGUACGCUGCGCCAAAAGCUGGGGCUUGGAGAGAUCUACAAUGCACUUAUUAAAGCGUUCAUAGAUUCAACAGAAGCUGGGAGGAUUCCUGACUUCAUUCUACGCUUUGGAAUUCGCUAUCUCUUAAGCAUACGUGUCGAGGAGGUUCCCAAAGACCUGGAUGCGCGAUUGCGACAGACGAUUGCGUUUGUCGAGGAGCUGAAAAAGAUGCCAAUUGCGAUUAACACAGCGGAAGCGAACGAGCAGCAUUACGAGAUCCCCACUCCGUACUACCUGCUGUGCCUGGGAAGCCACCUCAAGUACAGCAGCUGUCUGUACCGCACGCCUAAGGACGCCCUGAACCAGGCCGAGUACAAUAUGCUAGAUUUGUACUGCGAGCGAGCGCAGCUGGCUCCUGGUCAGCGGGUAUUGGAGCUGGGCUGCGGCUGGGGAUCCUUUUCUCUCUUUGCGGCGGCCCGCUACCCGGCAUCCACCUUUGUGGCGGUGUCCAACUCGGCCACUCAGAAGGCGUUCAUCGAUGAGGAGGCCCGGAAGCGGGAGAUCAACAACCUCACGGUGAUAACGGCCAACAUGGUGGACUUUGAGGCACCGGGGGAUCCGUUUGACCGGGUGGUUUCGAUUGAAAUGUUUGAGCACAUGAAGAAUUACAAGCUGCUGCUGAACAAGGUAUCGCGGUGGAUGAAAGCCGGCGGCAAGCUCUUCGUGCACAUUUUCGUACAUCGGUCCACCCCCUACCACUUCGAGGUCAAGUCGGAGGAGGACUGGAUGAGCAAGUACUUUUUCACUGGCGGCACCAUGCCCUCCCUGGACCUGCUGCUCUACUUCCAAGAUGACCUCCGCAUCCGCAACCAGUGGUAUGUCAACGGACAGCACUACUCGCGCACUCUGGAAGACUGGCUGGUACGACAUGACCGGCACCGCAGCUCGGUGCUGACCAUCCUGGACGGUGCCUACAAGGGAAGUAAGGACUCCGCGUCAGUCUGGUACCACCGCUGGCGCAUCUUUUACAUGGCCUGCAGCGAGCUGUUCAACUACAACGGCGGCCAGGAGUGGGGCGUCGGGCAUUACUUGUUCGAGAAACCCUAG
This is a messenger RNA of Volvox carteri f. nagariensis, 1104 nucleotides long. RefSeq lists its product as uncharacterized. Bases 1 to 1104 code for a protein of 367 amino acids. Lineage: Eukaryota; Viridiplantae; Chlorophyta; Chlorophyceae; Chlamydomonadales; Volvocaceae. The record is from RefSeq and is a predicted model, not a curated record. The transcript has 10 exons.